Physeter macrocephalus (sperm whale) is the source of this 985-nucleotide messenger RNA. RefSeq names its product craniofacial development protein 1-like. The record is from RefSeq and is a predicted model, not a curated record. Gene Ontology annotation, cellular component: Swr1 complex. Lineage: Eukaryota; Metazoa; Chordata; Mammalia; Artiodactyla; Physeteridae.
AUGGAGGAAUUCGACUCUGAAGACUUCUCCACCUCGGAGGAGGACGAAGACUACCUGCCAUCUGGUGGAGAGUAUAGUGAAGAUGAUGUAAAUGAAUUAGUGAAGGAAGAUGAAGUGGAUGGUGAAGAGCAGACACAGAGAACCAAAGGGAGAAAAAGAAAGGCUCAGAGCAUUCUGUCCAGGAAGACAAAACAAGGUGGCCUCUCAUUAGAAAAGGACGGGGAGGAUGCCAGGGAAUCUGGAGGAAGUAGUAGUGAGGAGGAGGAUGCAGCUGCAGAGCAAGAAAAAGGCGUUGAGUCAGAGGAUGCAAGGAAAAAGAAGGAAGAUGAACUAUAGGCCAGCUUCCUCAAUGACAUAGGACUAAAAUCAAAAGUGCCUCCGUGUACACAAGUUAAAAGAGGAAAGGAGGCUGAAGAGACAAGUUCAAGUAAAUUGUUGGUCAAAGCAGAAGCGCUAGAGAAACCUAAAGAAACAGAAAAAGUUAAAAUCACCAAGGUGUUUGAUUUUGCUGGUGAAGAAGUCAGGGUGACUAAGGAAGUGGAUGCUACAUCUAAAGAAGCCAAAUCCUGCUUCAAGCAAAAUGAGAAAGAAAAACCCCAGGCUAAUGUCCCUUCAGCUCUACUGUCACUUCCUGCUGGGUCAGGGUUAAAAAGAUCAAGGGGCAUGAGCAGACUUUUGGGGAAAAUAGGAGCCAAGAAGCAGAAGAUGAGCACCCUAGAGAAGUCCGAGCUGGACUGGGAGAGCUUCAAGGAGGAAGAGGGCAUUGGCGAAGAGCUAGCCAUCCACAAUCGAGGGAAGGAGGGGUACAUUGAACGGAAAGCUUUUCUAGACCGAGUGGAUCACAGGCAGUUUGAAAUCGAGUGAGAUCUCAGGCCGAGCAAAAUGAAACCCUGAUGUGAUGAGGAACCUACAGCAGCUUAGUCCUGUUUACAACGUGAGCUUUUUGUGUGUCUAUGAAAUGUUUCCCGUGUUUCCCAUUGACUGU